Molecule: messenger RNA, 633 nt
Organism: Brenthis ino (lesser marbled fritillary)
Lineage: Eukaryota; Metazoa; Arthropoda; Insecta; Lepidoptera; Nymphalidae
Source: the annotation of a GenBank genome assembly
AUGGAGGCUAUAGCAAAACACGAUUUCACUGCAACUGCUGAUGAUGAACUUAGUUUUAGAAAAAAUCAAGUCCUCAAAAUACUUAACAUGGAGGACGAUAUGAAUUGGUAUAGGGCUGAAUUAGACGGUAAAGAAGGCCUCAUACCUAGUAACUAUAUUCAAAUGAAAAGUCAUAGUUGGUAUUAUGGAAGAAUUACAAGAGCAGAUGCAGAAAAACUGUUAGCAAAUAAACCAGAAGGGGGAUUUCUCAUACGCAUCAGUGAGUCAAGCCCUGGUGACUUCUCCUUAUCAGUAAAAUGUCCUGACGGUGUUCAACACUUCAAGGUUCUGCGUGACGCGUCAAGCAAGUUCUUCCUGUGGGUGGUGAAAUUUAAUUCUCUGAACGAACUGGUCGAAUAUCACCGCACGGCGUCCGUAAGCCGCCUCCAAGACGUCAAACUGAGAGACGUUGCACCAGAAGAGAUGCUGGUGCAAGCUUUAUACGAUUUCACACCACAAGAGGCUGGCGAGCUAGAGUUCAGGCGUGGUGACGUCAUCACAGUCACUGACCGCACCGACCAGCAUUGGUGGCAGGGGGAGAUAGCACAUCGGCGCGGACUGUUCCCGGCGUCGUACGUGACGGCGUACCACUCA